Messenger RNA from Mobula hypostoma (lesser devil ray), 5010 nucleotides. RefSeq lists its product as uncharacterized. Gene Ontology annotation, biological process: regulation of RNA metabolic process; regulation of gene expression. The coding region runs from base 450 to 1772 and encodes 440 amino acids. The record is from RefSeq and is a predicted model, not a curated record. Gene Ontology annotation, molecular function: mRNA binding. Lineage: Eukaryota; Metazoa; Chordata; Chondrichthyes; Myliobatiformes; Myliobatidae. The transcript has 13 exons. Gene Ontology annotation, cellular component: nucleus; cytoplasm.
CCCCUAUAAAUUUGGCUGUUUCAAAACCACGAAUUUUUUUUGUUGUUUUGCAAAAACUUGGUUUAUUUAUGGUUACUCCCAGUCAAUUUUGAAGCUUCAUUUAUUUAAUGUUUUAUCCUCUGGUCCUUUACUGAUCAGAUUUAGGCUGAUGUACUCUUGUGCUACCAAUUUAAGUGAUUGGGUAAGAGGUUGUGAGCUCACUGUGUCUGACUCAGGCUUAUCUGCCAAAGGCUAAGCUAUGUACCGCAAAGUCUCCUUCAUACAUGCAGGACUCAGGGCUCCUGGCCAUCUGUCCAACCUUGGAAUUAUCAGAUAAACAACAACCAUACUUGCGCUCACAGUGGAGAAGCAAUUGUAAAAAAAAAAGGCUUUUGUAUUUCAUUAAGGUGACAGCACAUUUUGUGAGAGUUUCAGUAUUUUCUUAUACUUUCACGAGUUGAAAGAGCAGAAUGACUACAUCAGACUGCAAAGUGGCUGAAGGGGGGCUGAGCGUCACUCUGACUAUUCGCCUGCUUAUGCAUGGAAAGGAAGUCGGAAGCAUCAUUGGAAAGAAAGGAGAGACGGUGAAAAAGAUGAGGGAGGAGACUAGUGCAAGAAUCAACAUUUCAGAGGGAUCUUGUCCAGAGCGCAUUGUAACAAUAACAGGCCCAACAGAUACCAUUUUCAAGGCCUUUUCGAUGAUAGCAAACAAAUUUGAAGAGGAUGUAAAUGCUUCAAUGACAAGUAGUCCAGUGGCCAGCAAACCACCUGUGACAUUACGCCUGGUUGUUCCAGCAAGCCAAUGUGGCUCUCUCAUAGGCAAAGGUGGUUCAAAGAUCAAAGAAAUACGUGAGACCACAGGUGCCCAGGUGCAGGUAGCAGGUGAUAUGCUUCCAAACUCCACAGAGCGGACAGUUACUAUUUCUGGCACUCCAGAUGCGAUCGUUCAAUGUGUAAAACAGAUCUGUGUGGUGAUGCUUGAGUCCCCACCCAAAGGUGCCACCAUUCCCUAUCGCCCAAAGCCUGCCUCUGCACCCGUCAUAUUUGCAGGUGGCCAGGUAAGAGCAGACAACAUUUUGACUUCUGCGGGAAACCACAGCAUCUUGGCCCACCAUCAGCCACCACCUGCAUACACAGUUCAGGGACAGUAUGCAAUUCCUCAUCCAGACUUGACCAAGCUUCACCAGUUGGCUAUGCAGCAUACCCCUUUUACUCCCCUUGGGCAGACCACCCCUGGUUUCCCUGGACUGGAUGCUACAGCUCAGAGCAGUUCCCACGAGCUUACUGUUCCAAAUGAUUUAAUAGGAUGUAUUAUUGGCAGACAAGGGAGCAAAAUAAAUGAAAUUAGACAGAUGUCAGGAGCACAAAUCAAAAUUGCAAAUGCAACAGAAGGUUCCACAGAGCGACAGAUCACCAUCACAGGAUCUCCUGCCAAUAUUAGCCUGGCACAGUACCUUAUAAAUGCAAGCUUAGAGAUGGCUAAAGUCAGCACCCAGACUGCCUCCGUCACCAACCCUGUUGACCUGAACGUGAACCUCUCUCAGUCUGCUAACCCCUCCUCCACCCCCACCUCUGUGGCUGUUUUGACAGCGACAGCAGCUGCUUCUGUGAACACCCCUUCCCCUUUACCAACACCCAACUAUGCUGUACCUGUCUCCAAUCUGCUUGGCAUGAGAACUGUUCCACUCUUGGCACUUAAUGCCGUUGCUGCUGCAGGGACCACAGAUGUGUCUGCUUAUACUCCCAAAAUUCCAUCGACGAAAUCUGAUCGGCAGAAGUUUGCUCCAUAUUGAAGGGACGUGAAUUUAGUUUUUCCUGUCUCUACCAAGAUUGUGUGGUAGAAGAUAAAUGCUAAGGAAACAUUUUAAACUUUAUUCAGUUGUAAUGUAACUAUUAACUCAUAAAAUUGUCUUCCUCCUUCCACUAUUUUUAUUUAACAAGUGAUGCAACUAGUUCCAACAGCUUACUGACCUAUUUUGUAAGAGAAAGAAUUUAUUUUCCAACAAUUUGGGGUAAAAUGGCCAAAAACAUUAAUUGAAAAAGGUAUAUUCUAUGCCAUGAGCUACUUCUACAGUAGAUACCAAUUAUUGGAACCAUGUAAGGAACAUUUCAAAAAUGGGAUUUGCAAAGGUGAAUUAUCAUAAAAUGUGAAGAUACUUGGAAGAAGUCAAGGAAAAUUAAAAUAACUGUAAUAAUAGGUAAACUUCCUUGUGGUGGAAAACUGUGUGGCAGUAUGGGUUGGUGAAUUGAGCAGGGAGAAAUGGACAAUAAUCCAUCGGCCUGAUUAAUCUUCCACUAGUGUAAAUGGAAGAACAAAUGGUAUGGUGUGUAAUACCCCCUCUUUCUGUUGUUUUUUUUAUCUUUACUCAUCUGAUUUUAUAUCUCCAAGCUGUAAAGAUGAACAUCUGCCACAGUUUUCAGUAACAUAGGGAAGAUUGAUAUGAUUGAUUUAAAUUCCUAGAUAUAUAGAAUCAAAUAGCAUGGAAACAAGCCUUUCAGCCCACCACAUUCUUGCCAACCACGAUGCUUAUCUGAGUUAAUCCCAUCUGUCUGCAUCUCCCUAUCCAUGAACCUGUCCAAAUGGCUUUUAAAAUCUGUCAUUUCAUUUGCUUCCACAAACUUGAGUGGUAGUUACUGUAUAUAGGGGAGAAAGAACAUGUCUAUCUACUCUCUCUAUGCCAUAUAAUUUUAUAAAUCUGUGAAGGUCACCCCACAGUCUGCUACACAGUCCCAGCCUAUUUGUCCAAUGAAAGCAGGCUUCAGUCAUUUUAUUUGUUUGAUGGCGUGCAGUGAAUAAAAAAAGCGUUGAUGAGUUUGAUUUUAAUUGUAGAUGAAAACAAAGACAGCUUCUUGCCGGUAUUGCAAUAACAUACUGACUGUCUAUUCCAGCUUAAAGCUGCCUGAAAAAGGCUCUUGGCCUGAAACGUUGACUGUCCAUUCAUUUCCAUAGAUGGCCUACGGAGUUCCUCCAGCGUUUUGUGUGUUGCUUUGUGACGUAGCAUUCAUGAGUUGACGAACCAUUCAGAAAUCUGAUGGUGGAGGGCAGGAAGCUGCUCCGAAAACAUUGAGUGUGCACCUUCAGGCUCCGGUACCCUUUCUCUGUUGUUAGUGAUGAGAAGGGGGCAAGUCCCGGUUGGUGAGAGUCCUUAAUGAUGGAUGUCAUCUUCGUGAGGCACCACCUUUUGAAGAUGUCCUCGAUGGUGGGGAAGCUUGUGCUGACGGUGUCUCUUUGACUUGCGUAUUGAUGCCUCUGUACCAGGUGCUGUCAGCAUAGUCUCUGUGGUACAACUACAGAAAUUUGCUGGUUAUUUGGUGACAUUCCAAAUCUCAAGCUCCAAAUAAAGUAUUGUAGUUGGUAUGGCUUCUUCAUAACUGCAUCAAUGUCCAGGAAAGAUCACCAGAGAUGUUGACACCCAGGAAUCUGAAGCUUGUUACCCUUUCUACUGCUGACCCCUCGAUGAGCAGUGAUGUUCUUUCUUGAUUUCCUCUUUCUGAAAUCCGCAGUCAGUUCCUUGGUCCUGCAGACACUUGACUGCAAGGUUGUUAUUGCAUCACCACUCUACUAGCCAAUCCAUCUUACUCCUGUACACCUUCUCUUUGCCAUUUGAGAUUCUGCCAACAACAGAGGUUGCUGCAAAUGUUUCGAUGGCCUUGAGGCUGUCCCUAGUCACACAGUCACGAGUGAAGAGAGAGUAGAGCAACGGGCUAAGCACGUAUCCUUGAGGUUGGCCCGUGUUCAUUGUCAGCAAGGAGAUGUUCUUACCAAUCUGCACCUACUGUGGUUACCUGAUGAGGAAGUCACAGACCCAGUUGCAGAGGGAGGUACAGAGGCCCAGGUUUUGAAGCUUGUUGAUUAGUACUGUGGUAAUGAUACUGUUAAACACUGGGCUGUAAUCAAUAAACAGCAAGCUGAUGUAGUUGUUGCUGUUGUCCAGAUGGUCCAAGGCCGAAUGGAGAGCCAGUGAGAUUCCAUCUGCCGUGGACUUCUUGUGGCUGUAUGCAACUUACGGCAGGUCCAGGUCCUUACUAUGGCAGGAGUUAAUUCUAGUCAUGACCAACCUCUCAAAGCACUUCAUCACGGUCAGAAUCAGGGUUAUUAUCACCGGCAUGUGACGUGAAAUUUGUUAACUUAGCAGCAAUUCAAUAUAGAAUUUAAAAAAUAAUAAGUAAGUAAAUCAAUUACAGUAUACAUAUAUUGAAUAGGUUGAAAUAGUGCAAAAAACAAAUAAUAUAUAUUUAAAAAGUGAGGUAGUGUCAAAGGGUUCAAUGUGCAUUUAGGAAUCGGAUUGCAGAAGCUGGUCCUGAAUCGCUAAGUGUGUGCCUUCAGGCUUCUGUACCCCCUACCUGACAGUAACACUGAGAAGAAAGCAUGCUAGUUCCCAGGAACUUAAAACUGCUCACUCUCUCCACUUCUGAUCCCUCUGUGGAUUGGUAUGUGUUCCUUCGUCUUACCCUUCCUGAAGUCCACAAUCAACUCCUUCAUCUCACUGACGUCGAGUGCCAGGUUGUUGCUGCGACACCACUCCACUAGUUGGCAUAUCUCACUCCUGUACGCCCUCUCUUCACCACCUGAGAUUCUACCAACAAUGGUUGUAUCAUCAGCAGACUUAUAGAUGGCAUUUGGGCUAUGCCUAGCCACACAGUCAUGUGUAUGCAGAAAGUAGAGCAGUGGCUAAGCAUACACCCCUGAGGUGCGCCAGUAUUCAUCGUCAGCAAGAGGGAUGUGUUAUCACCGAUCCGCACGGAUAGUGAUCUUCUGGUUGGGAAGUUGAGGAUCCAAUUGCAAAGGGAGGUACAGAGGCCCAGGUUCUGCGACUUCUCAAUCAGGAUUGUGGGAAUGAUGGUAUUAAAUGCUGAGCUAUAGUCGAUGAACGGCAUCCUGACAUAGGUGUUUGUGUUGUCCAGGUGGUCUAAAGCAGUGUGGAGAGCCAUUGAGAUUGUGUCUACUAUUGAUAUUGUGGCAAUAGGCAAAUUGCAAUGGGUCCAGGUCCUUGCUGAGGCAGGAGUUCAGUCUCGUCAUGACCAACCUCU